AAGGGUACUAGGGAAAACAUAUCGUACUGCAACGCGGCGAGCCAUCUUCUUCUGCUUCAGUUCCGACGAACUUUCACCAUGUUGAGGGCUAAUUCGCUCACAAGGUACCAUGGGCGCAUUUUGGACGCACUAAGAAGGACAGUACACGCAAGAGAACCACCCGGUGUCGCCAGUGCCUGCAUUGUAGGACCAUCCACCCAAAAUGUUCCGAGUACCAACAUCCACACAUCGGUCGCAUCGUUCGACAAGAACAAGAAGACCAAGACUCCUAAACCAACUCUAACCAAGAAAGUCCCCACUCCCGAGGUGAAGAAGGCUGCGGCCAAGGUCGCAGGAUGGAAGGACUCGUGGGACAUCCCGAAGGGAGGAGCCGCAGCAGGCAACAAGGCCGCCAAGGGCGGGACCCUCCAAGACAUCAUCGCCAAAGACCCGAAGAUCAUAUUGGCUGCGACUAAAGGUCCAGCAGCGUCAUCUGACUCGGAUGGUCCGGCGUCCAAGAAAUCCCCAAAGAAGAAGGAAGCAGCACCACCACCAGCAGCUCCUGAAGCGGCUGCUGCUGCCCCAGAAGCAGCAGCUGCAGCAGCAGCCCCAGCUGCCCCUGAAGCAGCAGCAGCCCCAGCUGCCCCUGAAGCAGCAGCAGCCCCAGCUGCCCCUGAAGCAGCAGCAGCCCCAGCUGCCCCUGAAGCAGCAGCAGCCCCAGCUGCCCCAGAAGCAGCAGCUGCAGCAGCAGCCCCAGCUGCCCCUGAAGCAGCAGCAGCACCAGCUGAAACAGCAGCCAAAACACCCACUUGCUCCUGA
Molecule: messenger RNA, 798 nt
Organism: Macrobrachium nipponense
Lineage: Eukaryota; Metazoa; Arthropoda; Malacostraca; Decapoda; Palaemonidae
Product: testis-specific gene A8 protein-like
Exons: 2
Coding region: 79-798 (239 amino acids)
Source: RefSeq, a predicted model, not a curated record